Molecule: messenger RNA, 1341 nt
Organism: Ophidiomyces ophidiicola
Lineage: Eukaryota; Fungi; Ascomycota; Eurotiomycetes; Onygenales; Onygenaceae
Gene: SEN2
Product: tRNA splicing endonuclease subunit sen2
Exons: 1
Coding region: 1-1341 (446 amino acids)
Biological process (GO): tRNA splicing, via endonucleolytic cleavage and ligation; tRNA-type intron splice site recognition and cleavage
Cellular component (GO): tRNA-intron endonuclease complex
Molecular function (GO): nucleic acid binding; tRNA-intron lyase activity
Source: RefSeq, a predicted model, not a curated record
AUGGGGGACUCUACAGAGCGUCUUAGCAUGAAUCAUGAUGCUGCCGAACCUCGGGCCCUUCGCCAACGCCGGCCCAACUUCAAACAUAUCCAUCGCUUCCCCCUUCCCCUCACUGCCCACCCCCUCCCCACCUUAAUACCACAUAACCCUUUGUCACUCAUUAGCGUUGCACUUUCUUAUCUUACCUAUCUAAUUUCCUCGCCACCCCGUGAAUUGCAUGUCGCAUAUUUUGACUCUUCCACUUCUUCUAUUCAUGUUACAGAUCCAAAGGCCAUUCGCGCCUUGUGGGAAAUGGGAUUUUUUGGUAAGGGAAGCCUGAGCAGGAGUGAACCAACUUGGCUUGAACGAGAAAAAAGGAGAAAGGGUUUACUUGGAAUAAGCACCAGUGAGGAAGCCACGGGAAACAGGAGAACAGAACGGCGAGAACGGAAAUUAAAAAGGGCGCGGAAAGAGAAAGAGGCCAUUGCCGAGCAGCUCAGGACCGAAGCUGCGCAACUGACUGAAAUUGCAGACCCUCACGCUCAUAACAAGCCUGAUGGCAAGGCUUAUGAAAAUAUUGUUGCUAUCGGUUCGGGAUCAGCCUCGAUACCAGACGCUAUACCUGCUGGAGCUGAAAAUUUAAAAUCUGCGAGCAGCAAAAAUGUACAGUUCUCAUCAGUAGUAGAUACUAGGAACUUCCAAAAAGAAACAGCUAUGGAUAGCUUUCCCAGCUUUCCAGACCCCAAUUCCUUGCGAAUCGAAGAUGAAGAGCAUCUUCAGCUAUCCAAUGAAGAAGCAUUCUUUCUCGCAUAUGGCCUUGGCAUCCUGCAAAUCCACGACAACAUGAAUUCAACCAUCUCCGUUCCUCAGCUCCUGCAGCUAUUUCGUCGACAUUCUUACAUCCCCAUGAGAGACGAACGGCUGCCUUUGGAGCCCGAUGAUCGUUUCAUCAUCUCAUAUGUUGCCUAUCACCAUUUUCGAUCUCUGGGAUGGAUAGUGCGUUCUGGAGUCAAGUUUGGCGUAGACUUGCUCCUGUAUAAUCGUGGCCCUGUCUUCUCACAUGCAGAGUUUGCCGUCGUGGUCCUUCCUGCAUAUGACCAUCCAUACUGGAGGGAAACACGAGAAAGGCUAGAAGUAGUGGGCCGCAAACUCUCACGCAGCUGGUGGUGGCUACAUUGUGUGAAUAGAGUGCAAGCUCAAGUCAAGAAGACCCUGAUCCUAUGCUACGUGGAAAUACCACCUCCUUCAUCACAAUUACUACAUGAAAUGCUGGAAGAUGCCGACGUCACCGCAUUAUUGAAAUCGUAUAAUGUCCGUGAGAUCUGUAUCAAGCGCUGGGUUCCAAACAGAAGCCGUGAUUAA